AUGUCCCUAGUGUCAAGAGGACUUCGAUCAGGUGCUUUAGAUAAUCCCCGAGCAGCACAAGAGAUUUUAAGAUCGAUGGGCCAUGAUAUGUCAAUUAAUGGCAUCCGCAAGUCAUUGAGACGAAAUGGACUUAAAUCUCGUAGAAAAGUAAAGACCAAUUUUGUUAGCAAGACAAACAAGCGGCUUCGAUUGGCGUGGGCUAAAAAGCAUAGGCAUCUUACUAUUGCUGAUUGGCGUCGUUGGGUGUUUUCGGAUGAAACAAGAAUAAACCUUUGA
Messenger RNA from Mucor velutinosus, 276 nucleotides. RefSeq lists its product as uncharacterized. Bases 1 to 276 code for a protein of 91 amino acids. NCBI's taxonomy places the organism in Eukaryota, Fungi, Mucoromycota, Mucoromycetes, Mucorales, Mucoraceae. Gene Ontology annotation, molecular function: DNA binding. The record is from RefSeq and is a predicted model, not a curated record. The transcript has a single exon. Gene Ontology annotation, biological process: DNA transposition; DNA integration.